AUGGCUUCUAAACCUAUGUAUCCAACUAGUAAAGAGGUUUCUUGUCCAGUAUGUGCAAAAACGAUGUUGCUUAAAAACUGGAAAGAUCAUUGUCGUGCAAAACACUCUAUGUUAAUGUCAGAUGAAAAAAUUAAUAAUCAAUACGAAAAACUCAAAUCAAACAUUUCAUCUACUUCAUCAAAGGCAACACCAGCUACAUCACCAGGUGUAGUUACAAAAAAUAUAUUUUCAAUGAAAAACUUUGUUGUUACCAAACAAACAUCCCCUCAGACCAGCAACACUAGUUAUAUUCAAUCUUCCGGGGAUACACAAUCUGUGGAUAGUGAUCAAUCCAGUUUUGCUAAUACAUCAUUAAAUAUUGAAGCAUCACUAUUAACUAUUGAUGCUGAAAAAAUGGAAACGGGCGGAGAACACAUGUCAGACCAAUCACACGAUGACACUUCUUCGGAUACAACAAGUAGCGAAAGCGAUGAUACACAGGAUAGCGAUUGUAAUAUUAAUAAUGCUGAUGGUAAUAUUACUGCACAACACAAAUACAUCGAUAAUAAUCACCCACCAAUAAUAGCAAAAUCUAUAGUCGGUGUUCGUUUUAUUAACAGUCAAGAAUUAUCUUUUGUUGAUAAACAACGUGCUCAAUAUCCGAAUAUCAAAUGGUAUCCAGAACAACACUCCAAAGAACAACAGCAUAAAUCGAUUCAUAAACCAAGUCAACAAUGGUUUUCUGAUCAUCGUCCUUGGUUAAGAGCAGUUUGUACAGAUAACAAAUAUGGACUGUUAUGUACAGAUUGUAGUGAAUUCGCUUCAGAUCAAGCGAAAAUCGGAAGAAGUGGUGGUGCAUUUAUUGCUAGACCUUAUUGGAAACUGAAACAUAAAGGCAUUGAAGGUAUUCGGGAACAUGAACAAAGUGAUUUGCAUCGACAAUCAAGAGAACGGCGUAUUAUUGCAAGAAAUAUUCGUGAUAAGGGAGAUGUUAUUGGUCAAAUGAAUUGUGUAAACAUGCAAAAACAAACGGAGAAAUAUUUAUCAAUAUUACUACAAGCAUUUUGGUACAUUUUAACAGAAGAAAUGGCUCUCAUGAAAUUUAAAUCUUUAAUACAAUUCUUACAACGAGUUGAAUGUCCAGGGAUUAUUGAAUGGAUGAAGUUGUCAAACGCCAAACAAAGAUAUUGGGGCCAUGAAGCUAUUUCAGAAUGGCUUUUGUCGAUAAAUAGUUACAUACAUCAACAACAAAUGCAAUCUAUUAGAAAAUCAAAUUACAUAAAUCUAAUUGUAGACGAAACACAAGACAUUUCAAUACAAAAAAUGGUAUCAAUUUGUUUGCGAUAUGUUGAACAAGACACGGGUACAAUUAAAGAACAAAUAUUUAGAAUGGAUUCAAUAUUUGAUACUACUGGUGAAGGGCAUACAAUACCCAAACCAAGUAAAACGCGAUGGACUUAUAAUUAUGAAAUAGUUCGAUUUGGUGUUAAACAUUAUUUACCGAUCGUUCAAACUCUGGCCACCAUUUCUCAAUUGAAAAUAGAUGGAGCGUCUGAUGGAAAAAGAUAUGCUAUUGAUUUGUUACAAUAUCGCACGGCUUUUGAAAUAAUCCUAUUACAAAAUAUUUUACAACCGGCCAUGAAGUUUCUUCGACAAAUAGAAACAAGAGCUUCGUGCAUGGACAAUUUUACAAUGCACGUAGAUGCAGCCGUAGCUACAAUCAGUCGAGCUGUGGAAGAGUUUGAUUUCAUUUCAUUACGAACGUUAAUGAAUAAUGUACAACAAUAUAUGCCAACAAUACCUUCUACAACUCACUCGACAAGAUCUCGAGCACCAGCACAAGUAGUACUCAUUCAACAAGAUUUUGAUGAAGAUGAGUUACGCGAAAAUGGACAACAAAUAGUGGCAAGUGUUUUACAAUCAUUAAACACGAAAUUUGACCGUGAAGCUAAAGAAUUGAUUAAAAAUGUCUCCAUUUUAUCAACACCAUCGAAGAUGACUGCUGAUGAAUUAUUACACAAUGAAUUGAUACAGAAAUAUACAAAUGAGAUCACAUACAAACACAUUAGUGUCGAUAAUAAAGUAUAUACAAGAACAGAUUCACCACUGCUAGACUUCUACAAGUUAAAAACAGAUGUUCAUUCAUUUCUAACAUUAACAAAAGAUAAGACCACAAUUACAUCAGUAUUAACACAUUUAGCCAAAUAUGGGCAAGAACAAGCACCAGAAUGGUAUAGAUUGUAUCAAGUGUUAGCUACCUUUGCUGUUGGAUCAAAUGAAGCUGAACGUUCAUUUUCCGCACUUAGAAGAAUUAAAUCGUGGCAACGUAACCGUAUAAGCAGCUCAACAGCUGAAAUAUGUAUAAAAGUGGCAACUUUGGCUCCAACUUUGACAGAAGAAGCCAUCGAAUAUAUCAUUCAUGACUUCAUUAGUCAUCCAGGUCGAGCAAAAACCAGGAAUGUCAAAAUAUUCAUGGAAGAUGACGAUGAAGCGCAACAAGAAAACAGUGAAGAAGACUAA
Molecule: messenger RNA, 2499 nt
Organism: Rotaria sp. Silwood1
Lineage: Eukaryota; Metazoa; Rotifera; Eurotatoria; Philodinida; Philodinidae
Source: the annotation of a GenBank genome assembly